AUGGACCAAUUUCAAGACCGCCAAGAUGUCCAAAUAUGGAAUGCCAUCGAGGCAAAGAAUUACAAGCAAGCCUUGAAGCUCGUCGACAAAAGGCUGGCCAAGAAACGUACCGACUAUCAUGAGGCUCUCAAAAUCUACAUCCGGGCUCUUUCCCCUCAAGUCUCUGAGAAGUCCGCUGUCUUGCAGCAUCUAGAAGAGUUGGCGGAGAGAAAAAAGGCUUUCUUGGACUCGACGAUUCUUGACUGCUACGACGACGCGUUGGAGAAAGUGCUUUCGAACCCCAGAGAACAUUGGGCUAAGAUCAUUGGGGAGAUGAGAUGGCAAUCAGUUAAGGCUAGUCCGAAGAACGAAGACACGAGCAUCGAGUGCUUCCACAGAUGUCUUUCUAUGAAUGACUUGGAUCAUGCGCGGCAGAUCCUCACACAGAUUGCCAAUAGCCUCGAGAAAAACUUUCCUAAGACUCGUGACUAUGUUUUCUGGAAUAUAUCAACCAUGUUCUUGUUCUCGAUUCAACCCAGUUGUCCGGAGAUGCAAAGAAAGAUAUGGGGAGGUCUAGCAUUUGGGACAAUAACCAAGCUCGCUACUGCUACCAAACAAGCUACAGACCAACAGAAGCUUCCCCUCCGGGCCAUUCAAACACCACAAGAACUUCUUCUCUUGCAAAGAAUCACGCAGACCUGUGGCAAGAUAGAGCAACGUCUGGAAUAUCUCCAGGAUCCUCUCCUUGGACCCGAGUCUGUGGUUGCCAAAGGCGAAUGGGAGCUGUGGAGGCUCAAACUGGAGCUCCUUGAGAAAGCCCAAGAAUGGAAAGAGCUUUUUGAAGUUACUGGCUCGUUACUCAAGCGGUCACGUACCAAAAACGAGGCUGGUAAUUAUUCGGAGGCGAGGUUGGGUGAUUGGGUAGUCUGGGAAGCGUACGUCCUCUCUGCAGGUCAAUUGAAGGAUCGAAAGGCUACUUCACAGACUUGGAUAGAAGUCAAGGCUCACUUAGAUCCGGAAUGUGGAAUUGACAAAAGCUGGAAGAGGAACGCAUCUUUGGCCCUGGUCAAGAUUACAUUCGAAAGCUCUUCACCGUUUUCGGAAACUACCCAAGAGAAUGGCGGCUUGCCACACCGAGUUACUGCCAGUAUCGGGUAUCUGCAAAAUUAUGCCAGUGCUAGUACUGCGUACAAUGAUCUCAGACCAUUCAUCGGCAAGAUGAGCCAGGAGGAGAGGAAACAAUUUAUCGGAGCCUUAGACAAGGACACGCUGUUUGAAAACGGCGAGAAGUCCCAAAGUCUUGCAACGGCGCGUCAAAUCACGGAAUCGAUCAACAUGACUAAGUUGAAAUACCUCCUGAAAUGCAGUCUACCUGAGCACGAUCGGACACAGAGUCCAGAGAAGAGAGAUGGAAACACUGAGUUUACAUCGCAAGAGUCCAUAGCCUCGUACCGAAGCGCAAUCAACGACGAUGGGCGCAUCACCAAAGACCUUUUGAGCACCGAUAGGCAUCCAGCAGAUGAUUUCGCCGUCCUUGCAGCCACCACCUUGAUCAGAAUCGCUCUGGUAAGCUCCGACACCGGCUCCGAGCCCCUGAAGACCACAAGAUCCAGCUAUUUGUUGCAAGCUACAGUAUUGCUUGAGAAGGCCUGGACACACUCCAAAUCCAACUUCCAGAUUUCCUUGGUGCUAGUCCGCCUCUACAUCUACCUUGGAUGCGGAUCCCUAGCCAUGCGGUCGUUCCAGCGUCUCGCGCUCAAACAAGUUCAACUGGAUACCCUCUCCUACAUCCUCUUCGAUAGGAUAUCAAGCUUUCAUCCUCACCCGUUCACGCAUUACCCCGAUGGGAUGGCCAAAUCCAUUACUCCGAUCGAGCAGCUGCGGAAACACCAGAAGCUCUACAAAAGUGCGCAGGAGCACGUCGUCAAGAACGUUUCGCUAUCAUUCAAGCACAACAGCUACAACUCUAUUUUUGAGAUCAAGGAGGUGGAGGAGACUCUGUCAAAAAGUCUGGCAAGGGUCAUGUCUGUGAUUGAAAGCAGAAAAGUGGCUCGUCUGAUGGAGCCGAAAACUUCGUUGACUGAAAUCUCGCAAAGGUUUGACAUUCUCGUACCUAGCACAGAAGAACCGGCAACCCUAUUCGCCGACACAAACGACUACUCCACCUUCCCCAAUUAUGAAAGUGCUUCAGGGCCCUCCUUCGAAGAACUCUCUAGAUUUGUGCCAGCUCCAUCCAACACCCGGUACCGACUCGCCCUUGCCACCUCCAAGCUAGCCCUUAUCACCUCCCCAUCAACCUCGAGCGGUGAAGCAGCGUUGCUCCAGCAAUGGCUCAAACAGUAUCUCGCAACCCCAACUCCAAAAAUGGGAGCCAAAGACUUGACAGUCGCUGAGACACUAGCUCAAGCGAGCUAUGAUGCGUUGGCACAUGUCCUGCAUACCGCGUACGAUAAGGAGCUGAACGUGGAGCCGGAUGUGAAGGGAAGACUGGAUGGGUGGAACUCGGAUCUGGUUCAGGCUCUUGAAAAACAGCUCAAGUUUGUGCAUGAGAUGGAGGGCGUUGCUCCCCCGCUCCAAAGCACACUGCACGCUCUGUAUACAUCGCAUGAAGUCGGCACUGCUGCUUUGAGCUUUUCCGCGUUCAUCUCGCGCCAGGGGAAGAAUAUUGUUUAUGAGAAGCAGGUGGAGGCCAGUCAGCUGGUUAAGGAGGUUGCGGAGAAAUUGCUGGCGGCUGUGGAGGAGAAGUGUAGGGGUGUUAAAGGAGCUGUGGAUGAGGGGGGGUGGAUUGAUCGGGUGCUGGAGUGUGUAGUGCCGGAUGAGGAUGGGGUGAGCAAGGAUGUCGUGAAGGAAUUGAAGGGGUUGGUGGAUGAAAACUUCAUGGAGGCGUGGGCGGGCGAGGUUGUGGAGAGCUGGAAGGAUUCUGUUGUUGGACUGGCGCUGCUCAAAGUGGGUUCCGCUGCAAGCGUGUCUUGA
Drepanopeziza brunnea f. sp. 'multigermtubi' MB_m1 is the source of this 2952-nucleotide messenger RNA. NCBI's taxonomy places the organism in Eukaryota, Fungi, Ascomycota, Leotiomycetes, Helotiales, Drepanopezizaceae. The record is from RefSeq and is a predicted model, not a curated record.